Molecule: messenger RNA, 3155 nt
Organism: Calliphora vicina (urban bluebottle blowfly)
Lineage: Eukaryota; Metazoa; Arthropoda; Insecta; Diptera; Calliphoridae
Gene: ari-2
Product: E3 ubiquitin-protein ligase ari-2
Exons: 4
Coding region: 1240-2832 (530 amino acids)
Biological process (GO): positive regulation of proteasomal ubiquitin-dependent protein catabolic process; ubiquitin-dependent protein catabolic process; protein polyubiquitination
Cellular component (GO): ubiquitin ligase complex; cytoplasm
Molecular function (GO): zinc ion binding; ubiquitin conjugating enzyme binding; ubiquitin protein ligase activity
Source: RefSeq, a predicted model, not a curated record
UAUUCAUUACAUUUACGACGCCUUUCGGAAGAAAAAGAGUUUUUUUUUAUAGUUUACAAUACAUUUUAUACAGAAAAGUAUUUUUAAAUAAUUUAAAAGUAUAAUUAAACAGAUAUAUAUUUGAAUUUAUAGUUGAAAAAGUGCUUAAAAAAGAGUUAUGAACUAAUAAAAAACGCAACGAAUAAUUAAAACAAAGAAAUCUUUUUCUUUAAUACUGAAAGAAGACAAAAGAAAGAAAAAACUAAGUAGAUAAUUGAGCAAGCAAACAACCUCCCGCUGAUGUCUCAAGGGAAAAGGGGAGCAGUUUUUUUUGUUAUACUCUCACACAAACAACAAAAUAUUCUAACUGGACAUUUGAUUGUUGUUGCUAAAAAUUAUAAACAAGAAAAAUGUUUUUAAAGAGUUAAAUAAAAUAAAGUUUUUACUUAAAUGGAAAAUUUAAUUUAACAAUUACAUAAAAAUUCAACCCUCUACGUAUUUGUAUUACUUGUAACAAAAACAAGUUAUUAAUACGCCUCCACCAAAAAAAAACAAAAAGCUAUUGUACAACCAGCCACCCCUUCGUCACUGCAAAAAGCAGAAAAACACACACACCCAGAGAAGUCAACCAGCCAUUAGCAGCAGUACGAAAUAAAAAUCCUGUUUUCCCUUUAAACUUGUUUCUCCAGCUGAAAAAAAAACAUCCACCAGUUUUUGUUUCAAUCUGAACACAGAAUUAAAUAAAAUAUAAACAAAAGAAAAACUAAAAACAAUAAUCAGCUGUAACACGUUCAUUUUCGUCGUCAUCGUAAAUUCAAUUCUCUUUUUACAUCCCUGGUCUAGUGUCUGGUUUAUAGCUGCAUUUAGUUGUUGUUAUUAUUGUUGCUGCUGGCGAACAUUCUUGUUUCGGUUUUUCGAAGCUCCCCUACAUUUCUACCAAAACAAUCGACGUGGUUGUUGUUCUUGUUUUCAUUUUCAUCGAAACUUCACAAGGGGUCACUUUUUCCAGUGUAAAAUUACGUGAAAUUUUGUGCACGCGCGUGUGUUUUUUAAAGUGCAUUUUUAUAUAUAGUAUGCAUGUGUUAGUGCCUGUGAAAUAUUAAAAAAAAAUAUAUAUAAAGAAUUUUUACUCAUCAUUUACUUGGCCAUUUUUUAUUUCGUCAACUAAAAAAUUACAACAAAAUCUUUAACUGCAGUUGGAUUAUUUGCUGCUUCAAACUUUAAUUGCCCAUAACAAACUCAAAUACAUAAAUAAAAAUCAUGUCAGCCGAUUCGGAUAUGGAAUAUUCGGAUAAUGAUUGCGAAUACGAAGAUUAUUACAAUUCAGGUGAAGAUUGUGAUGUUGAACGUUUAGAUCCGAAAAAAACCGAUCCGGAAUAUUUCGAAUUCGAAUGCCUAACAGUGGAAGAGGUUGAAAAGCUACUCAACGAAUCGGUGGAAAAACUCAAUACAAUACUCCAGAUAACACCAUCGCUGGCUAAAGUACUGCUGCUCGAGCAUGAGUGGGUCAAUCAGGUGGUAGUGGAUAAAUAUCGACAAAAUGCCAAUGCUCUGCUCGUGGAGACACGCAUAAAACCGCCCUGUAAUAAUGCCGAUCCAGCAUUGGAAACCGAAAAUGUAGCCUCAACAAGUGCUCAAGCAGCGGUUAGUGUAGCAACCACAAUUGGCACUUUAAGUACGUAUAGUAAAUCACCAACAGCUACACCCACUCUAAGCAGUAUUAGUGGUAGCAGCGGUGGUAUGAUGAGCAGCUUAACACAUCAUUAUCGCAGUCAAUUGUGUCCUGUGUGUGCUACAGUGCAGCUGGGCGAUAAAUUCUACAGUCUAUCCUGUGCCCAUUCAUUUUGUAAAGACUGUUGGUCAAUGUUUUUCGACACGCAAAUAUUUCAGGGAAUUUCCACUCAAAUUGGUUGUAUGGCUCAAAGGUGCAAUGUUCGUGUGCCCGAGGAUUUGGUGUUGACCCUAGUAACACGCCCUGUUAUGCGUGAAAAAUACCAACAAUUCGCUUUCAAAGACUAUGUCAAAUCACAUCCUGAGCUACGCUUUUGUCCCGGUGCUAAUUGUCAAAUUAUUGUGCGCUCGCGCGAAAUUGCCCCCAAACGUGUUGUCUGCACCUCCUGCACUACGAGUUUUUGCUUCAAAUGCGGCAUGGACUAUCAUGCUCCCACAGAUUGUCAAGUUAUUAGAAAAUGGUUAACCAAAUGUGCUGACGACAGCGAAACGGCCAACUAUAUAAGCGCCAAUACCAAAGACUGUCCCAAAUGUCACAUCUGCAUUGAGAAGAAUGGCGGCUGCAAUCACAUGCAAUGUUUCAAUUGUAAAUACGAUUUCUGUUGGAUGUGUUUGGGUGACUGGAAGACACACGGUUCAGAAUAUUAUGAAUGCUCACGCUAUAAAGAUAAUCCCAAUAUUGCCAAUGAAUCGGUGCAUGUUCAGGCCAGAGAGGCAUUAAAGAAAUAUUUACAUUACUAUGAACGUUGGGAGAAUCAUUCGAAGUCUUUGCAAUUGGAACAGCAGACAUUGGAUCGUUUGCGUACACGCAUUAAUGACAAGGUUAUGAAAGGCCGUGGCACUUGGAUCGACUGGCAGUAUCUCUUCAAUGCCGCUUCUCUGCUGGCGAAAUGUCGCUAUACCUUGCAAUACACUUACCCCUAUGCGUAUUUCAUGGAGAGUGGUUCACGCAAAGAUCUCUUUGAAUAUCAGCAGGCUCAGCUAGAAGCUGAAAUUGAAAAUCUCUCGUGGAAAAUUGAACGUGCUGAAACAACAGAUUUGGGAGAUUUAGAAAAUCAAAUGGAUAUUGCUGAAAAACGGCGCACUACUUUGCUCAAAGACUUCUUCCCCGUUGAGGUGUAAAUCAAUCAAUUAUUAUAAUAUAACAAAAUAAUAUUUAUUAGAGUAUUUAGUAAAACAAUAAAAAUAAAAAAUUUAAUUAAGUAUUUGCCAACCCUGCUAAAAGAAGAAAAAAUAUAAAAUAAAAUUAUAAAAAAAACACAAAAUGAUUAAACAACUAAAUUAUGUAGUUAAAUAUAAAUAAAAAAUAUUUAAUAAAUUAUUAUUAUAAUUUCUUUUGCAAUAUAAGAUUUUUAAUCUAAAACAAGUAUAUUAUAAAAUUAAUAAUAUUAAAAUAAAAAAAAACGACACUAAAUAAAAAAUUUAUUACUUAAAAAAAAAUAAAA